Molecule: messenger RNA, 4985 nt
Organism: Brassica napus (rape)
Lineage: Eukaryota; Viridiplantae; Streptophyta; Magnoliopsida; Brassicales; Brassicaceae
Product: agamous-like MADS-box protein AGL62
Exons: 2
Coding region: 866-1711 (281 amino acids)
Biological process (GO): positive regulation of transcription by RNA polymerase II
Molecular function (GO): DNA-binding transcription factor activity, RNA polymerase II-specific; protein dimerization activity; RNA polymerase II cis-regulatory region sequence-specific DNA binding
Source: RefSeq, a predicted model, not a curated record
AGAAUAUAAUAUUAUACUUUUUGAUUUAAUGAUUUCUUGUGUCAAUUGGUACAAAUGUUUGUUUUCAUAUUAUGUCUCCAGUGUAUUGAAAUUAUUACAAUUUUUCUUAAUAACAUUUUUACACUGUGACGUGAUAUCCCUAUUAGUUAUAACUAGUAUUAUCUCCGGUGCUACUCACGAACAAUAUUUAUAAAAGCUAAAUAUAAUAUAUAUUUGCAAUGAAAAGUGUUGUAUUAAAUUAAAAAUAAAAGUUUUCUGAUUAUAUCUUACAAAACUCCAAGACAAAUGUAAAAUCUCUUUUCCAAAACUAUAUUAAUUGACUAUAUAUAAGAGUUUUAAAACAUUUAUCAAAAUUUUAGUGAUAAAACUUCUCAACUAAGUUUUCAAGAAGUUUUCAAACUAAGUUUUCAAGAAGUUUUCAACAUUAUAAACCCUUAGCUUACAAACCGUUAACGUAUUUCGCCCUCCAUCUAAAAUACUAUGACGGAGGAUUACAGACGUUAAUGAAAUUAAAGUUUUGAAUUUCUUUCAUCGAAUAUUUAGUUGAGAGGUUGUUCUAUCACCAUCUUUAGUUGAGGGAUUUAAUACUAUAACAAAUUAUGAUAGAUUGUAACAAAUUAAAUGAAAAUAUUAUAGUCAAAUAAAUAUGAAUUGCAUACCUUAUAUUGAUGGAAUAAAAAGAUAUUGAAAUGUAUCAGAAUGGUAAAAUUGAUAUUCAAAUAUAAAACUAGCAAAUUUGAAUUGACCUUGCUUCUUGAUAACUCAAAAUACUAAUUGCUGGUAUCUGACAUUUAGCUAUAAAUACACAAAGUUUCUUCAUAAAAACACCAACCAAUAUUUUACUGUUCCAGUUAUCUCUAGAGAAAUGAUGAAAAAAAGUAAAGGUCGUCAAAAAACAAAAAUGGUCAAAAUGGAUAAAGAAAAUAACCUUCAAGUUACGUUUUCUAAAAGAAAAAAUGGUCUUUUCAAAAAGGCUUGUGAGCUUUGCACACUUUGUGAUGCUGAGAUCGCUGUUUUUGUGUUUUCACCUAGUGGAAAAGUUUAUUCUUUUGGUCAUCUAGAUGUAGAAACUAUAAUAAAUCGUUUCGAAGGCAUUGAAAAUCCACCUCUGAACCCACAACCCAACAUGCAACUUGAUGAAAUCCAUCGAAACUCUCCGAUUCAAGAUCUGAACAAUGAUCUUACUGAGCUGAUGAACCAACUAGAAUUAGAGCAAAAAAAGACUGAAGACUUGAAGAACAAAAGAAAAAAUUCCAAAGUCCCUGAGAUUUGGUUGAAAGAUUCCAUUGGAGGACUUGACUUAGGUCAAGCCAAAGAAUUCAAAGGUAAACUUGAAAAUCUGAAGAAACAAGUGAGACAUGAAGCUUUCAAAAUGUUGGAAGGAAGAUAUCCUCAUCCAAGUUUCUAUGUGGGAAGCUCUAGUAAUGCUCUUUUUGGGGUUGAUGGUGGUAUUAAUAUCAAUCCAAAUAUGAACCUGUUUGAUCAAAGAAGAAUGGUGAACAUGAAUAAUUUCUACAACCAUAACAUGGCUCUCCCCAAUCAUCCAUUACCAUUUGGAAACUACGGUCAUGCUGAGGGAUUUGUUCCGGGAUACAAUUACAUACCAGAGCCUAAUCCAACUGGAAACCAAAACCCGAGUUCCAAAGAAGAAAAUGAAGCUGGAAAUGAACAUCAUCAUGAUGGCCAUUCUCCUGACCCUAGAUCUGAUUAAUAUUAAUGAUUUCUGAUGUGGUGCAGUUGAAGACAAAAAUCAUGUUUUUAGGUUGUACUCAUCUCUUCUAAGUAUGUUGUGUGUUUAUCUUCUUUUGCAGUAUUCCUCAUUUCUCCUUGUUAUGUUGUGUUUUUCUUUUGCUUAUUCAGAAUUAUGCUAUUGUUAUAUUUUCCUUAUUUUUCUCUGAAGUGUUCCUUUUAAAAGAAAAAAAGAUUGUAACAUUCUCUAUUUUAUAAAUGGAUUUCAUUAUUCGAUUAUCGUCGGUUAUUGUAAAGAUAGAGCCAUGGGCGGUGUCAGUUUGAUGAAUCAUGGCUCGAGAUGAUUGGAUUAGUGGAGAAGGUUGAGUUCUAACUUCCGAUCAAAAUCGUUGUCGCAGGUCUUAAUGGUUCUAGACGUUGUUUAAUUAUCUCCUACUCAUGUGAAACUUACCGAUAAGAAGAGUUCUUGCUGAGAAAUGUUCUGGAGUAUUAUACGUAUAUGAAAGAAUAUUACGUAUAUAGUUUACUAAAAUAAUAAAAUUCUUUCGAGGAUCAAAUAUUAUGUUACAUAUUUUUCAAAAAUGAAUUAUAACAAAUUGAAAUCCAAUCUCUCCUUUCUCUCUAAAACCAAGUUACAUUGGUGGGCCCUCACAGCCAUACCGAUCGGAUUUGUUCUACUUGCUUCUGUAGCUUUUUGGUGUUUCAGCUAAGUUUUUUUUUCUUAUUUCGGAUAUAUAUCUAGAUCAAAAUAUUUGAAGUUUCUUUUUUGAUUUCCGGGCUUGGGUGCAUGUCCUUCCGUUUUUUUCUGAUCCUCGUUGUUAUUGUGUUUCGCUGGUCUUCUAUGGUGGCGACGCUGUUGGAAAUGUUGCAACGGUUACGUUAUCUUGGUGGCCGACUCUAGAUUUUUUUUUUUCUUUGUAGAAAAUUUUCGUCUUGUUUGAAGGAUCUGGAGCUUCGCUUAUUUAUCAUCAAAUUGUCAGAAGUUAUCAGGUUAACCAAUUACUUCACAGCGUCUUCCUUGAUUGAGUCAAUGCGGUCGUGCUCGUGGCUCCUUCGGUAAAGUUCAGGGUCUGCCUUGAGAAUUUGGAGGUCCUAGACCAUUUAGUAAAGAUUUAAAAAAUUUGGAGGCCUAAUUUUUUUUUUUUAAAUUUGGAAGCUUAUUUAUUUUUCAAAAAAUUUAGAGACCUAAGCCGAAUGUCUUAUCAGGCUUUGCCCAGGACCGCCCUGGUAAAGUUAGGCUGUAGAGUUUUUUUCCUUUAGAUUCUUAGCAUGUAAUUCUUGUUAAUGGUUUCGGGACAUACAACUCGUCUGCUUUGGAUUACUAAUGUGUAAUGUUUGGAUUAAUAUCAAUCUAAUGUGUAAUGUUUUUUUUCCUUUAGAUUCUUAGCAUGUAAUUCUUGUUAAUGGUUUCGGGACAUACAACUCGCCUGCUUUGGAUUACUAAUGUGUAAUGUUUGGAUUAAUAUCAAUUUAAUCUUCCGGUGAGAAGAAAACCCAUACAUUCGCAUAAAAUACUUUCAACCUAAUAAAUAUAGUGUAAUUAUAUUGAAAACCUAAACCCAAUGCACACCAUCUCAAUAGCAAAUUCACGACCUCAAUCCAACCACACUCAUACGGUCCUCCACACAUCCCAUAAACUCACAAAUCUCUCAAGAGGAAAUCCAUGAAGACCAGAAAUAACACAAACAAACACAGAGACAUGUCCAAGAGAAAGACAAAGAGCAAGGCGAUAUCUUUUAUGUCUUAUGCAAGCAAAAUACACUUUAAAGCACAAAAGUAAAAGAUGCUUCUUUCUGGUUUGUUAAUAUCAAACCCUAGGGACCGUUGAGGAGAAUCAGGCUGGCUAACAGAAGAUGACUUUGAUGUUUCUAUCAUGGGAGCUGCUUGUUUUAAGAAACUACUCUUGUUAUCAUCAUUCACAUUCUCCACUUUCACUUCGUGUAUAACAGUAUAAUUGUACCUUCAACACCACAUCAAGUUAGCAUGGACAAACUUACUGCCAUGGGUCAUCGCUAACGACCAUCAUAUCGUUCUCACUAUCGGUGUACAAGAUCCUCCAUCCAUUUAGGGUUCCCUGAGAAUCCCUUCCAUAUUGAACAGGCAUUCAAUCUGGGAAAGAAGAUCAUUUUAUAGUUGGAAUAGGUCAAUAGCUCUGCCCACCAGGCUUCCUUGCUUGUGAACCUUUUGAACACAAGAAAUCAUAAGAGGAGACGUCAAGAGAUGCAGCUCCAAGAAACGAAAUAUUUGAUAAAGAAGUGUUUGCUGACAAGAACUGGAAUAUAAUUUAUUUUCAAAAUAGCAAAAAUGUAAUAUCAUAUAAUACAUAGCAUAUAUACUUAUAAAAAAUUAUUGGAGAAUAUAAUAGUGUACGUACUAUAUGAUAAAGAAGUGUACAUUGAAUGCUUCAAGAACUUAAAAUUGUUUAGAAAAGACAAUAUCAUAACUCAAGCAUAAAAGUGCUGAUCAGACUGAUCAAGCAGUGAAAACCAAAAAUCUUCACUGCUUGAUCAGUCUGAUCAGCACUGUUAUGCUUGAUUUAUGAUAUUGUCUUUUCUAAACAAUUUUAAGUUCUUAAAGCUAUCGUCAUGCUAAGGGAUUUAAUCCAUGCUACAGUUACAUUCCAGAGCCUAAUCAAAAAUGAAAACCAAAAUCUAAGUUCCAAAGAAGAAAAUGAAUAUGGAAAUGAACAUCACAAUGAUGGCCAUUGUAAAAACCGUUUAAAAAAAAGAAUGGUCGAGUAUCUUUGUGGUGGUCGAGUCGCGGGCGAUAAGGAUCGAUCGAGAAGUUUUGAAGUACGAGGUGGGCGAAGAAGUGAUCGUGGGUGAACUAUGAGUCGAAUAAGUUGCUCGACCAUAGUUAGAAGAUGUUUUAGAUUGAUAAGACGGAUGUUUUGGAAGCAUAACAUUUUUGGAAGCACGACGGUUUAGACGCUCGACGUUUUAGAAGAACGACGUUUUUUCAGCACGAAGUUUUCCGUGAAACUUCGUAUCAGCGGAAUAUUAAUUCGAAUACAUUGGAAGCAGGACGGGAAUUAAGCAGGACGGGAAGCAAGCACGACGGGAUCGAUGCACGACGGAAAAACCCGAAAUUGGACGAAACCCAAAUUUCGGUAUUGUGGAAGUUUUUUUAAUGAAGCCGAAGGAUCGGAAAAUAUAUACCGCCAAGUUCAGAAUUCAUUUGGAGUUUAUUAAAAAUAUCCAGACCAUCAGAGCAGGAGCGGAAACAUAUUUGGGAUGGAUCGCGGACAAAAAUUUGUCGGAAGGGUCGAAAUCAAACGAAUGGACCGAGAAGCACAA